Molecule: messenger RNA, 1725 nt
Organism: Monosiga brevicollis MX1
Lineage: Eukaryota; Choanoflagellata; Craspedida; Salpingoecidae
Exons: 3
Coding region: 1-1725 (574 amino acids)
Molecular function (GO): hydrolase activity, acting on carbon-nitrogen (but not peptide) bonds
Source: RefSeq, a predicted model, not a curated record
AUGGCAGCCAGUCACGGCCAGUCGAGGCCACUGGGCGCCGAGGCACCCGGUCAACAGUGCCUGUACUACAAUGGAAUGUUUUAUCAGGGAGAAAACGAGGAGCAGUACGAAUGGGUGGUCGUGGAUCAAGGGACGGGUCAAAUUGUCCAGUUGGGCAAGCCAGGAACAGACCUGCCAUCCACGCCGAUCGAACGCAUCGAUCUUGAAGGCCAAUUGGUUCUACCCGGGCUCCAAGACUCACAUCUUCACAUUCGAAUGCUCGGGGAAACGCUCAGCCGGCCCUCUUUUCGUGACUGCCGCAGCGUCGCGGACAUGCUGGAGGUGGUGCGAGUGGCGCACGAAGCACUGCCCCCUGACGCCUGGAUUGUGGGGCAGCAUUGGGACCACGAGCAAAUCCGUGAGGGCCGCCCCGUCACCAUGACGGAACUUGAAGCCGUGUGCCCUGGCCGCUUUUGCUUGCUCUAUCGCGGCUGCUUUCACGUGGCCGUGGCCAGCCGGCAAACUCUGGAGCUGAUGGGUGUGCCCUUGACCCGUUCGCCUGCUCAGUUGACUGCGCUCAAGCUGGAGCAAGACACGGUUGAGUAUGAUGCAACAGGUCAGGCCACGGGUCUACUCCGCGAAGCGGCAGCCACACGGGCUUUCAGUCUACAUGAGGAUGUAGUUACUGACGAGCAACGACGUGCCUGGAUUCAAACUGGCCUACAGCACGCGCUCGAGCUUGGUUUGACCGUGGUUCAACCCAAUGAUGCCCACGCCUGGCCCAUCUAUCGUCAAUUACACCAGGAAGGACAACUCAACCUUCGCGUUCAUCUGACGCUUCCCUACACCGAGCUGCGGGACCAAGCCGAUGCUGCAGAUGCCCCAGCGGCAGCCCUCCCACCCUUUGCGCCCUGGAGCAGCACAGAUGACAUGCUGCGCUGCCAGCGCAUCAAGCUAUUUGCGGAUGGGAGCCUGGGAGCGGGAACGGCAGCGUUGAGUCUGCCAUACCGGUGUGCCCACAACCACGAUGACCAUGCCCAUGACGAGCAGCACAAGGAAGACCGCGGAAUUCUCAACUACACACAAGAUGACUUUAAUGCCUACGUAGCACGCGCUCAUCAAGCGGGGUUUCAGCUCGAGAUUCAUGUCAUUGGGGAUGCAGCGGCAGACAGUGCUUUGACGGCGCUUGAGGCAGCUGGCGUUGGUCCAGCAGACCGAGCCAUUUUGACACAUUGUCAAGUUCUCAGCAAUAGCAUUCUGCCACGGAUGCACAAGCUACAAACCAUCGCCAAUAUUCAACCAAGUUUUGUGGUCACGGAUGCAGCAUGGCUGCACAAGCGGCUGGAUGAGCGGCUGCUAGAGGUGUGCUAUGCAUGGCGAACGCUGUUGCAGCGUGGUAUUCCUUGCGCGGGCGGCUCAGAUGCACCAGUCGAGACCAUCAACCCACUGCAAGGCAUGCACGACGCCAUUUUCCGUGACAAGCCAGCCGGUUCGACGGAAAUGUGCUUCUUACCUCAAGAGCGCCUAAGUUUCGACGAGGCGUUGCACCUGUAUACACGGGGAGGCGCCUAUGCAGGCCGGUCUGAGCAGCGGCGUGGCAUCUUUGCGGAGGGCUUUGACGCGGAUUUUGUGGUCUUGCCCACCCCUGUUCACAAGCAUCCCGAGCUGCUGGCCAGCACCAAGGUCAGCCGUGUGGUUGUGGCCGGCCAGACACGCUUCCUGCGCCAGCCAGACGACCCCUCGUGA